This is a messenger RNA of Vicia faba (fava bean), 1358 nucleotides long. Lineage: Eukaryota; Viridiplantae; Streptophyta; Magnoliopsida; Fabales; Fabaceae. The record is from the annotation of a GenBank genome assembly.
UCAACCGUGAUAACCGUCUCCGCGUAACCAUGCUGGUGAUGAAUUUCCCACACACCACAGAAACUGAUGUUUACACUAAAUCACUUCCCAUCUCCGAUUCACUCCAAGUCAUCAACCUUCCAGAAUGUUCUCUUCCCUCAACCUCCAAUAUAACUUCCUCCAUGACCGCUCUCCUCGAAGCUCAGAAACCAAACGUCAAACAAGCCGUCACUAGCCUCACUACUGAACGAGGCGAAAACGGAGUCCUUGCUGCUUUCGUUGUUGACAUGUUCUGCACCACCAUGAUUGAUGUUGCCAAAGAAUUCUCCGUCCCUACACUCGUCUUCUACACUUCGGGUGUUUCUUUCCUUGGUUUGGUGCUUCAUCUUCAUACUCUCCGUGAACAAGACAACGUAGAUUCGGAUCAGUUGCUGGAGCUCACUGAGUUAGCUAUCCCGAGUUUCGCCAACUUGGUUCCUACAAAAUCGUUGCCUACUAUUGUUCUACGCAAGAAAUGGGAGUGGUUUUUCAUGAGCUAUGCCAAAGGUCUAAAGAAUGCUGAUGGUAUUAUAGUAAAUUCAUUUGAAGAGCUUGAAUCCUAUGCGGUUCAAUCGUUUUUAUCUCAUCCUGAUUUUUCUGGUUUACCAGUAUAUCCGGUGGGACCUAUAUUAAAUCCUGAACCGAAAAGUAAGGACAUAAUUGAUUCUCAUGAUAUCCUCAAAUGGCUGGAUGAUCAACCUCCUUCUUCGGUAGUUUUCCUCUGCUUCGGGAGUAGAGGUUCUUUUGAUGAUGACCAGGUUAAGGAGAUCGCAAUUGCUAUUGAGAACAGUGGAGCCCGCUUCGUAUGGUCUCUACGUAAACCACCAUUGAAGGGCACAAUGGCUUCGCCCUCUGAUUAUCCCCUUUCUGACUUGAAUUUGGUUUUACCUGAAGGCUUUUUAGAUCGGACGAGAGAGAUUGGGAUGGUCAUUGGAUGGGCCCCACAAGCUCAAAUACUAGCUCAUGGAGCCAUAGGAGGGUUCGUUUCACAUUGUGGUUGGAAUUCAACGCUGGAGAGUAUAUAUUUUGGCGUGCCUAUUGCUACGUGGCCGCUAUAUGCUGAACAACAAAGUAAUGCUUUUGAAUUGGUGUGUGAAUUGAAAAUGGGUGUGGAGAUUGUGUUGGAUUAUAGGGUGGAGGUUAAUAGUGGACCUAAUUAUUUUGUAACUGCUGAUAAGAUCGAGAGAGGAAUGAGAAGAUUGUUGGAUAAGGAGGGAGAGUUCAGAAAGAAAGUAAAAGAUAUGAGUGAAAAGAGUAGGAAGACUUUGUUAGAAGGAGGAUCUUCUUACGUUUAUUUAGGUAGUUUGAUUGAUUAUAUUGUGAAUCAAAUAUCAAAUUAA